AUGGACGUCGAUAUGAAUGGCGGACGCGACCGUAUCGCGCCAAUGUUCAAAGAUCGCCACGUGCUGAUCACGGGUGGGACGGGAUUCCUCGGUAAAGCACUGAUUGAAAAAUUACUCCGAUGCUGUCCGGAGAUUGGCCAGAUCUAUCUUCUAGUCAGAGCAAAGAAGGGCAAAUCGCCGCGUCAACGCUUGGAGGACAUCUUUGCCAAUCCGCUGUUCGAGACCGUCAAGGGAAUGCGCGGUCUAGAUACGUUGAUAAGUCAAUGUACCGUGAUCGGUGGCGACGUCACGGAACCGGAACUGGCCAUUACGCCCGAGGAUCGCAAACUGAUUGCGGAAAAUGUUUCCAUUAUCUACCACUGUGCUGCCACGAUUCGGUUCGACGAAACGCUCAAGAAGGCGGUUAUGCUCAAUACGCGCGGCACCAAGUACAUGAUCGAUCUGGCGAAACAAUGCAAAAAGUUAGACAUGUUUGGCUACGUUUCCACCUCGUACUGUCAUCUUAACGAGAAGCUGCUGUUGGAAAAGCCUUAUGCACCUCCGGCAGAUCCACACAAAGUCAUCAAGGCGGUCGAAUGGCUUGAGGAAGGUGUGGUAGAUGGUAUGACCAAAAAAAUUCUGGGUGACUGUCCCAACACAUACGCCUAUACCAAAGCGUUAGCGGAAGCGCUUGUAGUGGAGUCGAUGGAUGAGAUCCCGGCGGUCAUCUUCCGUCCCUCGAUCGUUAUUCCCACCUGGCGCGAACCCAUCCCCGGCUGGACGGACAACAUCAACGGUCCGGUAGGUCUGCUGAUUGGUGCCGGCAAAGGUGUGAUCCGUUCGAUGUAUUGCAACUCGGACGGGUACGGCGACUACCUGCCGGUUGAUUUCGCUGUCAGCGCGAUGUGCGUUUGCACCUGGAACUACGUCGGCAACCAGGAUCACAAGCGGAACAUCUAUCAUCUGGUCAGUUCGGCAGAGAUCAAGGUUUCCUGGGAAGGUAUUAUCGAGCGUGGAAAGUGGAUCGUCUCGAACAAGAUCCCGCUCAACGGUGUCCUCUGGUAUCCGGGCGGUUCGAUGAAGCGCACCCGAUGGGAACACAACCUGUCAGCCUUCUUUUUCCAUUGGAUACCGGCGUUCUUCAUCGAUUGUCUGCUUUACUGCUUCGGAUAUAAGCCAAUACUGUGGAGGAUACAUCAGCGUAUCGCCAAAGGUUUUGAAGUGUUCGAAUACUACGCUAACAAUCAGUGGGACUUUGACAAUGCCACCGUACUGUACCUGCGGACGAUUAUCAACGAAGAGGAAAAGGUCAAAUUCAAAAUAGACGCUGGAGGUGUUGAGAUCCAGGAAUACUUCGAAAACUGCAUACGAGCCGCGCGGUGGUACAUUCUGAAGGAAACGGACGAUACUAUCCCCGCUGCUAGACGUCACAUGCGUGUUAUGUGGUGGGUCGACAAGAUAUGUAAGACAUUAAUCUACGGUGGACUCAUUUACUACAUCGGCAAGGCGCUCUACUCGUUGCUGUUUGCGUCCGUCUUCUAGGUAGCUCUACAUUCCACCGUACUGCUGCAAGCAGAGCAGUCAGCAGCAGUACCGUACCCUUUAGUGCGUUAGUUUUGCGUGUGAUUAAGUGCAAUUAAUCUAUCGAUUUCAUCACACACCCCUUUCGUGCCUUGUUUCCUUGAACGUGCGACAGGGCCCAUUUUGUGUUAAGUUUUCCUUUAUUUUUUGGUUUGCGUUUUGUGGGCAUAACGUCUAAAUUUUUCACUAAACACCCGUCGGGUGUGUUAAUUUCGUUUGUCUUAUUUUGUUUUAAUGUUAAGGAAAGCAGUACCAUAACCCCAGUUUUCUAUUCUAGUGAUGGUGUAGAGAUGAAUUUAGUUUUUUUUUUAUUUACUUUGCUGCUAUGUUUCGUUUCGGAAAUAG
Messenger RNA from Anopheles moucheti, 1905 nucleotides. Its product is annotated as putative fatty acyl-CoA reductase CG5065. Bases 1 to 1521 code for a protein of 506 amino acids. The transcript has 9 exons. Gene Ontology annotation, biological process: long-chain fatty-acyl-CoA metabolic process. Gene Ontology annotation, cellular component: peroxisome. NCBI's taxonomy places the organism in Eukaryota, Metazoa, Arthropoda, Insecta, Diptera, Culicidae. Gene Ontology annotation, molecular function: alcohol-forming very long-chain fatty acyl-CoA reductase (NADP+) activity. The record is from RefSeq and is a predicted model, not a curated record.